Molecule: messenger RNA, 5982 nt
Organism: Mastomys coucha (southern multimammate mouse)
Lineage: Eukaryota; Metazoa; Chordata; Mammalia; Rodentia; Muridae
Gene: Cacna1s
Product: calcium voltage-gated channel subunit alpha1 S
Exons: 42
Coding region: 130-5580 (1816 amino acids)
Biological process (GO): calcium ion import across plasma membrane
Cellular component (GO): membrane; voltage-gated calcium channel complex
Molecular function (GO): high voltage-gated calcium channel activity
Source: RefSeq, a predicted model, not a curated record
CCCUGUCUGACUGCCUCAGCAGGAUAGGCUCGGUCAGGUCCAGUCCUCAAGGUGGGGGCAUUGGGGACACAGGGAGGAGAGGGCAGUGGGCAGGGGGAGCGAGGGAAAGGAGGGGUGUCAGGGAAAGCCAUGGAGCCGUCCUCGCCCCAGGAUGAGGGGCUGAGGAAGAAGCAGCCUAAGAAACCAGUUCCUGAGAUUCUACCGAGGCCACCCCGGGCUUUGUUCUGCUUGACUCUCCAGAACCCCCUGAGGAAGGCCUGCAUCAGCAUCGUGGAAUGGAAACCCUUCGAGACCAUCAUCUUGCUCACCAUCUUUGCCAACUGUGUGGCCCUGGCAGUGUACCUGCCCAUGCCAGAGGACGACAACAACGCUCUGAACCUCGGCCUGGAGAAACUGGAGUACUUCUUCCUCAUCGUCUUCUCCAUUGAGGCUGCCAUGAAGAUUAUAGCUUACGGCUUCCUAUUCCAUCAGGAUGCUUACCUGCGCAGUGGCUGGAACGUGCUGGACUUCAUCAUUGUCUUUCUAGGGGUCUUCACUGCGAUUCUGGAACAAGUUAACAUCAUUCAAACUAACACGGCCCCCUUGAGCAGCAAAGGAGCCGGCUUGGAUGUGAAGGCCCUGCGAGCUUUUCGCGUGCUCAGACCCCUGCGGCUGGUGUCAGGGGUGCCCAGCCUUCAGGUAGUCCUCAACUCCAUCUUCAAGGCCAUGCUCCCCCUGUUCCACAUUGCCCUGCUCGUCCUCUUCAUGGUCAUCAUCUACGCCAUCAUUGGGCUGGAGCUCUUCAAGGGCAAGAUGCACAAGACUUGCUACUUCAUCGGGACAGAUAUUGUGGCCACAGUAGAGAAUGAGAAACCAUCACCCUGUGCUAGAACUGGCUCCGGGCGCCCCUGCACCAUCAACGGUAGUGAGUGCCGAGGAGGCUGGCCAGGACCCAACCAUGGCAUCACCCACUUUGACAACUUUGGCUUCUCUAUGCUCACCGUGUACCAAUGUAUCUCCAUGGAGGGGUGGACUGACGUCCUGUACUGGGUCAACGAUGCCAUCGGGAAUGAGUGGCCCUGGAUCUACUUUGUCACCCUCAUUCUGCUGGGCUCCUUCUUCAUCCUCAACCUGGUGCUGGGUGUCCUGAGUGGAGAAUUCACCAAGGAGCGAGAGAAGGCUAAGUCCAGGGGAACCUUCCAAAAGCUCCGGGAGAAGCAGCAGUUGGAGGAGGACCUUCGUGGUUACAUGAGCUGGAUCACACAGGGCGAGGUCAUGGACGUGGAUGACUUGAGAGAAGGCAAGCUGUCUUUGGAUGAAGGGGGAUCGGACACAGAGAGCUUGUAUGAAAUCGAGGGCUUGAAUAAAAUCAUCCAAUUCAUUCGGCACUGGCGGCAGUGGAAUCGCAUCUUCCGCUGGAAGUGCCAUGAUCUAGUGAAGUCCAAGGUCUUCUACUGGCUGGUGAUCCUGAUCGUUGCCCUCAACACCCUAUCUAUUGCCUCAGAGCACCAUAACCAGCCACUCUGGCUGACCCAUUUGCAAGAUGUCGCCAAUCGAGUGCUGCUGGCACUCUUCACCAUCGAAAUGCUCAUGAAGAUGUAUGGGCUGGGCCUGCGCCAGUACUUCAUGUCCAUCUUCAACCGCUUCGACUGCUUCGUGGUGUGCAGCGGCAUCCUGGAGAUCCUGCUGGUGGAGUCGGGUGCCAUGACGCCCCUGGGCAUCUCUGUGCUCCGCUGCAUCCGCCUCCUGAGGCUCUUCAAGAUCACCAAGUACUGGACAUCACUGAGCAACCUGGUGGCCUCGCUGCUCAACUCCAUCCGCUCCAUCGCUUCCCUCUUGCUGCUGCUCUUUCUUUUCAUUAUCAUUUUCGCCCUGCUGGGCAUGCAGCUCUUCGGAGGCAGAUAUGACUUUGAAGACACGGAAGUACGACGAAGCAACUUUGACAACUUCCCCCAGGCCCUCAUCAGUGUCUUCCAGGUCCUGACAGGUGAAGACUGGAACUCUGUGAUGUACAAUGGGAUCAUGGCUUACGGAGGCCCAUCCUACCCUGGUGUGCUCGUGUGCAUUUAUUUCAUCAUCCUUUUCGUCUGUGGCAACUACAUCCUUCUCAACGUCUUCCUGGCCAUCGCUGUGGACAACCUGGCAGAGGCGGAGAGCCUGACAUCUGCUCAGAAGGCCAAGGCUGAGGAGAGAAAGCGCAGGAAGAUGUCUAAAGGGCUCCCAGACAAGUCAGAAGAGGAGAGGGCCACGGUGACCAAGAAGCUGGAGCAGAAGUCCAAGGGAGAGGGCAUCCCCACCACCGCCAAGCUGAAAAUCGAUGAGUUUGAAUCGAAUGUCAAUGAGGUAAAAGACCCCUAUCCUUCGGCUGACUUCCCAGGGGAUGAUGAGGAAGAUGAGCCCGAGAUCCCAGUGAGCCCCCGACCACGCCCUCUGGCUGAGCUGCAGCUGAAAGAGAAAGCAGUGCCCAUCCCAGAGGCCAGCUCCUUCUUCAUCUUCAGCCCCACCAAUAAGAUCCGUGUCCUAUGUCACCGCAUUGUCAAUGCCACCUGGUUCACCAACUUCAUCCUACUCUUCAUCCUGCUCAGCAGUGCGGCCCUGGCCGCCGAGGACCCCAUCCGGGCUGACUCCAUGAGGAAUCAGAUCCUCGAGUAUUUCGAUUAUGUGUUCACUGCUGUUUUCACUGUGGAGAUUGUCCUUAAGAUGACCACCUAUGGAGCCUUCCUGCACAAAGGCUCCUUCUGCCGCAACUACUUCAACAUCCUGGAUCUGCUGGUGGUGGCUGUGUCUCUCAUCUCCAUGGGCCUCGAGUCUAGCGCCAUCUCCGUGGUGAAGAUCCUAAGAGUUCUGAGGGUGCUGAGACCACUCCGGGCCAUAAACAGAGCCAAAGGGUUGAAGCACGUGGUGCAGUGUGUGUUCGUCGCCAUCCGCACCAUCGGGAACAUCGUGCUGGUCACCACACUCCUGCAGUUCAUGUUUGCGUGCAUCGGAGUGCAGCUUUUUAAGGGAAAGUUCUACAGCUGCAAUGAUUUAUCCAAGAUGACUGAAGAGGAGUGCAGGGGUUACUACUACAUAUACAAGGAUGGAGACCCCACGCAGAUAGAGCUGCAUCCCCGCCAGUGGAUACACAACGACUUCCACUUUGACAAUGUACUCUCUGCUAUGAUGUCACUCUUCACGGUCUCCACCUUCGAGGGAUGGCCUCAGCUACUAUACAAGGCCAUAGACUCAAAUGAGGAGGACACAGGCCCCGUCUACAACAACCGAGUGGAGAUGGCCAUCUUCUUCAUCAUCUACAUCAUCCUCAUCGCCUUCUUCAUGAUGAACAUCUUUGUGGGCUUUGUCAUCGUCACCUUCCAGGAGCAGGGGGAGACUGAGUAUAAGAACUGUGAGCUGGACAAGAACCAGCGCCAAUGUGUACAGUAUGCCCUGAAGGCCCGCCCACUGAGGUGUUAUAUCCCCAAAAACCCAUACCAGUAUCAGGUGUGGUACGUCGUCACUUCCUCCUACUUUGAAUACCUGAUGUUUGCUCUCAUCAUGCUCAAUACGAUCUGCCUAGGCAUGCAGCAUUACAACCAGUCGGAACAGAUGAACCACAUCUCAGACAUUCUCAACGUGGCUUUCACCAUCAUCUUCACGCUGGAGAUGGUCCUCAAGCUCAUAGCUUUCAAGCCCAGGGGCUAUUUUGGAGAUCCCUGGAAUGUGUUUGACUUCCUAAUCGUCAUUGGCAGCAUCAUUGAUGUCAUCCUGAGUGAGAUCGAUACGUUCCUGGCCUCCAGCGGGGGACUGUAUUGCCUGGGUGGAGGCUGCGGGAACGUUGUAAUUUCAGGCUGCAUGAGCCUGUGCACCCUGCCCUGCAGCUUGCAUGCCGAGCUGGCUGCAUGGAUUGCAUGGGCUGCCCCACCCCCAGAAAUGUUCGGGAAGAUCGCCAUGGUGGACGGGACACAAAUAAACCGGAACAACAACUUCCAGACUUUCCCACAAGCUGUGCUGCUGCUCUUCAGGUGUGCCACAGGAGAAGCCUGGCAAGAGAUCCUGCUGGCCUGCAGCUACGGGAAGCUGUGUGACCCAGAGUCUGACUACGCACCCGGGGAGGAGUAUACAUGUGGCACCAACUUCGCCUACUACUACUUCAUCAGCUUCUAUAUGCUCUGCGCCUUCCUGAUCAUCAACCUCUUUGUGGCUGUCAUCAUGGACAACUUUGACUACCUCACAAGGGACUGGUCCAUUCUGGGCCCUCACCACCUGGAUGAGUUCAAGGCCAUCUGGGCUGAGUAUGACCCGGAAGCUAAGGGCAGGAUCAAGCACCUGGAUGUGGUGACCCUGCUGAGAAGAAUCCAGCCCCCUCUGGGCUUUGGGAAGUUCUGUCCGCACAGGGUGGCGUGUAAGAGGCUGGUGGGCAUGAACAUGCCCCUGAACAGCGAUGGCACCGUCACCUUCAAUGCCACACUCUUUGCCCUGGUGCGCACAGCCCUCAAGAUCAAGACAGAAGGCAACUUUGAACAAGCCAAUGAGGAGCUGAGAGCCAUCAUCAAGAAGAUCUGGAAGAGAACCAGCAUGAAGCUCCUGGACCAAGUCAUCCCUCCAAUAGGAGAUGAUGAGGUGACAGUGGGGAAGUUCUAUGCCACAUUCCUCAUCCAGGAGCACUUCCGGAAGUUCAUGAAGCGCCAGGAGGAAUAUUAUGGGUAUCGACCCAAAAAGGACACAGUACAGAUACAGGCUGGAUUACGGACCAUCGAGGAAGAGGCAGCUCCUGAGAUCCACCGCGCCAUCUCUGGAGACCUGACAGCAGAGGAGGAACUAGAGAGGGCCAUGGUAGAGGCUGCCAUGGAGGAGGGGAUAUUUCGGAGGACAGGAGGCCUGUUUGGUCAAGUGGACAACUUCCUGGAAAGGACCAACUCUCUGCCUCCUGUCAUGGCCAACCAAAGACCCCUCCAAUUUGCUGAAAUAGAGAUGGAGGAGCUGGAGUCACCCGUCUUCUUGGAGGACUUCCCUCAGAACCCAGGCACCCACCCUCUUGCUCGUGCCAAUACCAACAACGCCAAUGCCAAUGUUGCCUAUAGCAACAGCAGCCAUAGAAACAGCCCUGUGUUUUCCAGCAUCUGCUAUGAAAAGGAGUUCCCAGAAGAGGCGGGCAUGCCUGCUACCAGAGAAGGACCCUUCACUCAGCCCUGCAGGGUCUCAGGACCUCACAGCAGAUCCCAUGUGGACAAACUGAAAAGACAGAUGACCCAGAGAAGAAUGCCUGAAGGCCAGGUGCCUCCUUUCCCAUGCCAGCUCUCCCAGACAGAGCAUCCUCUGCAGGAAGAGGGAAAGGGCCCCACAUCAUGGUCUUUGGAAACACCCAAGAGCAGGAACUUUGAGGAGGAUGUUCCCAGGGAUUCGGCUCCCAGGUGCACAGCUCCAGCCACUGCCAUGCUAAUCCAGGAGGCUCUGGUUCGAGGAGGACUAGACUCCUUAGCAGCAGAUGCUAACUUCGUCAUGGCAACAGGCCAGGCCCUGGCAGAUGCCUGCCAGAUGGAACCAGAGGAAGUCGAAGUGGCAGCUACAGAGCUACUGAAGCGAGAAUCCCCAGAGGGUGGGGCCAUGUCCUGGGAGCCUUGAGCCUUAGGUCCUCCCUGGGCAGCCUGAACCAACAUUGGGGCUCCCAAAGGACUUUUAUUGCUCCCAGAUGUGAGGCCUAUACAGAAUGACACAAGCUUAGAACAGCCAUGACCAAAAGCCAGAAAGCCCUGGAGUGGAGAAGGGUUAGCCCAGCCCAGCAGCCUCCCCUCCCCCUUCAGUAGCCAGCUUCGUGGACUGAGUAGCAAUGCUCAGAAACCACCUCCACCAGGCAGGAGGUGGUCCUGGGUGGGCAGGACCGGCCCUCCUCCUCAGCAAGAAGCAGGAUUUGGCAGGGCUUGUGUGGCCAUUCACAAAGGCCUGAUCGGUGCCAGGGUCUGUCUGUCAUAAGGCCACUCCAACCAGCUGGACAUUAAAGUCUCUAGGCCUGGCUUUGGCACCUGG